Molecule: messenger RNA, 1872 nt
Organism: Linnemannia hyalina
Lineage: Eukaryota; Fungi; Mortierellomycota; Mortierellomycetes; Mortierellales; Mortierellaceae
Source: the annotation of a GenBank genome assembly
AUGAAGAUCUCCAUUGCCGCUGCCCUUGGUCUCCUCGCCAUUGCCGCCUCUACUGCCGAGGCCGUCAAGGUCAACCCCUUGCCCGCCCCCGUCACCAUCAGCUGGGGCAAGACUGGCCCUAUCAAGGUCAACAACAACUUCAAGAUUGUCGGUCCCAAGCACGAUGUCCUCACCAAGGCCUACGCCCGCACUGCUGCCCUUAUCAAGGAGGAGCGCUGGAUCCCCCAGACCUGGGAGCAGGCCGCCGGCGAGUUCCCUCCCUUCCCCACCCUCUCCAAGCGCGGCGAUGAAGAGUCUGCCUUUGAGGCUUACAACAACGGCGGAAACAAAAACAAGGCCAUCAACACUUUCACCGUCCAGGUCUCCGACUUGAAGGCCGACCUCCAGAUGAGCGUCGAUGAGUCCUAUACCCUUGACGUCACCGCAGCAGGUCAGGGUAUUAUCAAGGCCAAGACUCCCUGGGGCGCUCUCCAUGCUCUCAACACCCUCACCCAGAUCAUCAUCGACGACGGCAAGCACGGUCUCCAGAUCGAGGAGCCCGUCCACAUCGAGGAUGCCCCCAAGUACACUCACCGUGGAAUCAUGCUUGACACUGCCCGUAACUACUACCCCAUCAAGUCUCUCAUGAAGCAGAUUGAUGCUCUCUCCUGGGCCAAGCUCAACGUCUUCCACUGGCACAUUACUGACACCCAGUCGUGGCCCCUCGAGAUCAAGAAGUACCCCCAGAUGCUCAAGGAUGCCUACUCCCCCCGUGAGAUCUACUCCCAGCGCGACAUUGCCGCCCUCAUCAAGUACGGUCGUGAGCGCGGUGUCCGUGUCAUUCCCGAGAUCGACAUGCCCGGCCACUCUGCCUCGGGAUGGCUCCAGGUCGACAAGAAGGCCGUCACCUGCGCCGAUUCUUGGUGGGACAACGAUGGCUGGACUCAUCACUCUGCCGUCCAACCCAACCCCGGUCAGCUCGACAUCUCAUACGAUGGCACCUACAAGCUCAUCAAGGACAUCUACUCCGAGGCCGCCAACCUCUUCAAGGACAACGUCUUCCACGUCGGUUCCGAUGAGCUCAUGACCUAUUGCUUCAACUACUCCGAGUCGGCCAUGGACUGGUUCAAGCAGCGCCCCGGUGCCACCUACCCCGACUUUGCCCAGUACUACCUCGACAAGGCUCUCCCCAUCUACAUGGACAAGCCCGCGCGUCGCCUGAUGAUGUGGGAGGACAUCGUCCUCUCGCCUGACAUGCCCGCCAAGGAGGUCCCCAAGGACAUCAUCAUGCAGACCUGGAACUCUGGCACCGCCAACAUCAAGAAGCUCGCCGAAAAGGGUUACGACAUUGUUGUCUCCUCGUCCGAUUUCUUUUACCUCGACUGCGGUAACGGAGGCUAUGUCACCAAUGACCCCCGCUACAACGUCAACGAGCCCCCAGUUCUCCCCGAGGCUGUCAGUGACGCCAUGGAGGCCAACCCCAGCGACUACAGCGCCACCACGAUCAACUACCUCGGCAUGGGUGCUUCUUGGUGCGCCCCCUACAAGACCUGGCAGCGUAUCUACUCGUAUGACUUCACCAAGGGCUUGACCGCCGAAGAGGCCAAGCACGUCAUUGGUGGUGAGGUUGCUCUCUGGUCCGAGCAGUCGGAUGCCACUGUUGUCGAGAGCAAGGUCUGGCCCCGUGCUGCUGCGUUGGCCGAGUUGCUCUGGUCCGGUAACCGCAACGCCGAGGGCUACAAGCGCGCAACUGAGCUGACUGCCCGUAUUUCGGACUACCGUGAGCGCAUGGUCGCCCGUGGCCACGGUGCCCAGCCCAUCGUCCCCAAAUACUGCCUCCAGCACCCCCACCACUGCGAUCUCUUCCGCAACCAGACUGCCUGGGGCAAGUAA